CUCUCUCUCCGCGUGCGAACUUCCCCACCCGCACAUUCUUCUUUAGUUUUCUCUCUCUCUCUUAGCUGCCCACCGACAGCUUUCCCCCUGCAGAAAUUCAACCUCACCUUUUUAUCUUUGACCAAGCUUGCACUUAUCCAAGAAACAAAUAUCUCUCCCUCACGUCUUCUGCUUUCUUUAAUUUGCUUGGACGGAAGCAAACCUGCAGAAGCGGCCCCAUGAUUCCUCUUCUCCUCUACCAUGGUCGCACUCACGCAUGCCUCAUCCCCACCGAAGCCACCACUUGUCUGCAGCUCAUCUUCCCCGAGUCAAACCAGCGGGUUCUCCAGCGAAGCCUCCCUCAAUUUCUUCGCAUCUUCAUCAUCUGCUGCAGCUUCACUCACCGAAGCAUCCACCAGAGUCAAUCAACAGAGCCGGUUUGUUGACUUCUUCGCUGGCUCUCUUCCAUUCGGCCCACAACCCACCGAAGCAUCGCCCUUACACCUUCAGCUUAUGAAGCCAGCUUCUGCCGAGUCUACUCCAGCGAACUUCUUCCAGGACGUUGACUUUCGUGGCUUCUUGGACGUGCGCCCCUCCGCCAGCAACGCUAGCUGCCAUCCCCUCGUGCAGCUCGACUCCACCGAAUUCCCUCAGCCAAACAUCCGCGUGAGUUCCCCAACCGAAGCUGCUGCCUCGACCAUGUCUUCAGUUCCACCGAAACCCAGCAGCUCACGUCAUCUUCUCACCCGCGAGCUCAGCAGCUCUCCAGCGAAGCCCUGCGGGUCCAGCAGCUGCUUCCAUCUUUGCGGUUUCUUUGCUCAUGUCAGCCCCUCUCGAAGACGAGCCACCGAAGCAGCUUCAUCUUCACGUGUCUUCAGCGGAUUGAAUUCUUCAGCUGCUUCAGUCUUCACUCGCUCGUGCGAGCAGCCCAGCCACAAGUCCAACAGCCCAGCGAACUUCUCUCGGGCCCAAUUGAUGCCAAAGUUUAGUCCUCAAAGAUUCGCAGCAGUCCAGCAAUUUCAGCCCAUAAUUCUGUGAAAUCCAGCAAAUUCUUUUAAGGUCCAAGCCCGCAAAGUCAGGCCCACCGAAUCAGUGGACUCAGCCCAGCUCGAGCAGCGAGCUUGUAGGCCGAUUUCGGCCCCGAUUUGACCCCGGUUGGCGGACUCGCUUUGGAGAGAAUCGAGCCUUGUCGCGUGCUCGUCGAUUUGAUCCGAUCAAAUCUUUAAUCAAGACCCUGAGGAAAAGCUGAGGAGGAAGAACCUGAAGGGGAGAAAGUAUUUUGAAGUAGAAGAUGAUCCGAGAGGAUCUUGAGUACAACCUGGAUGUGGAUUGAGAUCCCAUCCCUUUGUGCACCCUGUCUUAGUGUAGAUAGGUGUGAGACUUUUAUGUUGUAAAUAGUAUUGUAAAUAUACUAUGAGUUGUCUGUUAAUGAAA
Messenger RNA from Eucalyptus grandis, 1413 nucleotides. RefSeq names its product putative protein TPRXL. Bases 241 to 1017 code for a protein of 258 amino acids. The record is from RefSeq and is a predicted model, not a curated record. Lineage: Eukaryota; Viridiplantae; Streptophyta; Magnoliopsida; Myrtales; Myrtaceae. The transcript has 2 exons.